CAUCCUACUCGGCCGACAAUCAUUCAGUGCCUGCUCGUGAUUGUCUGCUUGUGCUCGAGUAUGCGCUGGAGAACACCAGGUGCCGCCAUUCCAUAAGGUGAUUUCGACAUGCUGGUCACUAUGUCUCCCUGGUUCGCUGCUGCGCUGGUCGCAGUGGCCUCGCUGUCUGGGCUGGCAACCGCCCAGGAGUUCACCAUCGCCAACGGGCAGAUCUUCACACCAGGUCCUGCCGUGCUCGAUGCGCCGCAGCCCGGAACGCCUCUCGGCGGACAGCUCCUCGAGGUCGCUCUUGACGUCUCCGCCAACGGCAGGCUGCAGCUACCGCCGUACCCAGCCGAUACGCCCAGCCGCAUCCACAACAUCACCAUCUUUCUGCAGAGCUACGUUACAGGUCGCAACUUCACCAUCACCAAUGCCACGGCCUCGGCCGGCAAUGCGAGCCUGGGAGACAUCAUGCUCUCCGAGCCCGGCAGCACCGUCAAGCACGUCAAGUGGAUCUGGCCAGACUGCCUGAUGGGCAACGGGCCGCCAGCGACGGCUGAAAGUGAUCGUGGUCGAUACAACAUCUCUAUCCGCCAGAACUUCCUGCUCAAUGGCGAGUCACACUACACCAUAUUCAACGUGCCCAUCUCCGUCACCAACAGCAUCCAGAGCAUCGCCGGCAGCAGCUCAGACUUUGGCGGAGGAGAGGGUCAAGGGGGCCGACCGUCUUGUGAUCUUCUCAACAACCCCCUGGCACCAUUUGAGGAAGCCGAGGAGGCUUUCUUGACGAGCACCAGAACCGUAAGGGUGCUGUUCGCACCGGGGGAUGCGAUAACAGUUCAACAGACAUUCGCCGUGCCGGGGGCGGGUGCUGGUGCAACGGCAUGGCCGUUCAGGUGGUUGACAGCUUUCCUGUCCCUGCUUGUGUUGAGUAUAUUGUCUUAGUACUCGUUAAUUUGGAGCAUGACUAUUACUUUCCUCGAGAAUGUGCAUGAUAUUCGAGAGAGAUGGACAGAGGCCAUAAAUGUGCCUGCGAACCACUUUCGGUGGCACUGACUAGAAUCUUGCAGGCCUUGUUCGCAGGAGAUGCGGCACACCCGGAUUCAUCCUGUUCUCCAACAA
Molecule: messenger RNA, 1104 nt
Organism: Microdochium trichocladiopsis
Lineage: Eukaryota; Fungi; Ascomycota; Sordariomycetes; Xylariales; Microdochiaceae
Exons: 3
Coding region: 109-927 (272 amino acids)
Source: RefSeq, a predicted model, not a curated record